UAAUCGAUAACGAUCCUCACAGGGGUGUUGAACGAGCUGCAUCAUUCAACAAUCUGCAGUAUCUUGACCUGCGAGCUUCGUCUACAUCUCAUCUCCGACGCCCCUCCUUCCAAGCAUUGCAACCCACUGUCGUCGCGACCCUCCGACUUGUUCAUCACAGCUUUCGGCCUCACCGCAUCACAGGCAGCCGAGGCUUGAGUAUUCCUUCCGCUUCUAGAAGCAAUAAGUCUAUCGACUGUUCAAGACAUAUAAGCUGGCUCUCUUCAAGCUUCUGAGGCCAUUGUCCUUCUCGCCGCUCUCACCAGCAAGUUACGUCAGAGCUUGUCACCGCCCCAUAUCUGCGCAAAAAGCCCCGACGAACGUCAACACCCACGCCAGACACCAGCAAGUGAAAGACGGACUAUACAGAACCAUGGCGACACUCAGUGCUCAGCGCAAGCACAAGGUGACCAUUGUGGGCUCCGGCAAUUGGGGCACUACAAUGGCCAAGCUCGUAGCUGAGAAUACCAAGGACAAUCCCUCUCUGUUUGAGGAAAAGGUGCAGAUGUGGGUGUUCGAGGAAGAGUACACAAUCCCCAAGAACUCGCGACACUACAGUGGCUCAGAUCAGCCUGAGAAGCUCUCGCAGCUCAUCAAUAGCGUCCACGAGAACGUCAAAUACCUGCCGAACAUUACGCUGCCUCCGAACGUUAUCGCCAACCCUGAUCUGCCCGAUGCUUGCAAAGACUCCACGAUGCUCGUCUUUGUGCUCCCACAUCAGUUCAUUGCCAGGACAUGCUCCCAGCUGUCAGGAAAAAUCCUCCCAUAUGCUCGAGCUAUCUGCUGCACAAAGGGUGUCGAUGUGAGCGAGAAGGGCAUCCAGCUCAUGUCAGAGGCUAUUGGGAAGGGUUUGAACAUCUACUGCGGUGCUCUGUCAGGCGCAAACAUUGCCUCUGAAAUUGCCAAGGAGCUGUACUCCGAGACCACAGUUGCUUAUGACCCACCGCCAAUGGACUCUCGUCAUCCAACACCAAGCGGGUCACCGAGCUCUUCGCAGGUCAACCUAAUCAAUCCUGAGAUUGAGCCCGGCAAGCGAUCUGCUAAUCUGACUCCUUUGCCGUCCGAGUACCCUCCUCUCUCGCACGAGAACAUUCGUAAGCUGUUCCACCGCCCCUACUUCCACGUACACCUAGUCAACGAUGUCGCCGGUGUGUCUCUCGGCGGAGCCCUGAAAAACAUCAUCGCUCUUGCGGCUGGGUUUGUCGAUGGCUUGGGCUGGGGUGACAACGCCAAGGCAGCCGUAAUGCGUGUGGGAAUACUCGAAAUGGUCAAGUUCGGAAAGAUGUUCUUUGGGGAGAGCUCUCGCACUAGCACGUUCACUGAGGAGAGCUGUGGUGUUGCCGAUGUCAUCACAUCCUGCUCAGGCGGUCGCAACUUCCGUUGUGCAAAGAUGGCCGUCGAACGUAAAGAAUCCAUUGGCGCUAUCGAGGAGAAGGAGCUCAACGGUCAGAAGCUGCAAGGCACCAGCACUGCCAUUGAGGUGAACCAGUUCCUGAAGUCCCAGGGCAAGGAGGCAGACUUCCCUUUGUUCACUGCGGUGUUCAACAUUCUGGAGGGCAAGGCGAAGCCUCAGGAUAUUCCUGAGCUCAUUGAGCCGAAGCACUAGGCGUACAGUGUGUCUCGAGGCGGAGCAAACAGGUGGAGUCGGAUGCAGGUGUCCGGGUUCCUAAGCAAUACCCACUAUAGAUUUCUAAUGAACCCAUGUUUGUGGUUCUCUGUGGAGAAAGUAUCGUUUUCAG
Messenger RNA from Macroventuria anomochaeta, 1778 nucleotides. Its product is annotated as glycerol-3-phosphate dehydrogenase-like protein. Gene Ontology annotation, molecular function: NAD binding; glycerol-3-phosphate dehydrogenase [NAD(P)+] activity. The coding region runs from base 413 to 1645 and encodes 410 amino acids. NCBI's taxonomy places the organism in Eukaryota, Fungi, Ascomycota, Dothideomycetes, Pleosporales, Didymellaceae. The record is from RefSeq and is a predicted model, not a curated record. The transcript has 3 exons. Gene Ontology annotation, biological process: carbohydrate metabolic process; glycerol-3-phosphate catabolic process. Gene Ontology annotation, cellular component: nucleus; cytosol; glycerol-3-phosphate dehydrogenase (FAD) complex.